Messenger RNA from Neltuma alba, 841 nucleotides. RefSeq lists its product as uncharacterized. Bases 231 to 755 code for a protein of 174 amino acids. The record is from RefSeq and is a predicted model, not a curated record. The transcript has 4 exons. Lineage: Eukaryota; Viridiplantae; Streptophyta; Magnoliopsida; Fabales; Fabaceae.
UCCUUCUCUCUCUCUUUUCUUCUUUUUGUAUAAAUCACACAUUUCUUCCUCUUCAUCUUCCUUUCCUUCUCACCUCUAACCCUUAACCUACUUUUCUAUUUUAUAUUUCCGGCUAUGCUUCUGUGUUUUUGUGAAUAGUAUUAUUGAGUUUCAGAGUCUUCGGCCUCUGGCAGGAGCUGUACAGUGAAGCUAAUUAAAGGUCUCGUUGAUUGCCGAAAUCAGGGAAGAAUAUGAACCAUUGCGUGAUCCAGCAGCAAAAAGUCGUCGCAUCCCGUGAAGAAAUGAGCAGCAGACACCCUGUGGUUUGUCCCAAACCGCGCCGCCUCGGCCUCCUAAACGUCGCGGUGAACGACCACCCUGCUAGGCUGUUCCGGUGGCAUCUCAGUUGCCAGGCAGAUAUAGCUGAUUCAAAAUCUGUGAGUGAUCCUUUGGACCUCAUCCUAACCAAGGGUGGUGGUAUGGAACAAUCGUGUACACAGGUAGCUUCGUCGCCCCCCUUUUUUUGCGGGUCACCACCAAGCAGAGUAGCUAACCCAUUAAUUCAAGAUGCUCGAUUUGGGGAUGAGAAGAUUUCCCCGCUCUCACCAUCAUCCAGGGUUCCUACCCCAUCUGGGCUCUCAUCGCCUCCCUCAUCUUCCACAAGGAAAGGAGGCCGUGUUCGCUCCAACUUCGGAAACAAUCCUGCUGUGAGAAUCGAGGGAUUCGAUUGCCUUGACAGGGACAGGCGCAAUUGCAGCAUCCCUGCUCUGGCCUAGAAUAGAAUCCACAUCUUGAGAGAGAGAUCAAAUUAGAACAAGAAGAAAAGCUUUUAGUAGUAGUCACCGCCAGUAACGACACAGAA